AUGACACAAGGAAAUUUUGUAGACCUCGGUUACUACCAGCAGUGUCUAGCAAUCAGUGAAAACUUUGAGCCGUCAGACAUAGAGGGCAAGUACUGUAUGAUCAAUGUUCCACUGGUUCAAGAUGAGUUAAACUUACCAGUGUUGCCAGAAUGGCCAGAAGGUUCAGUGAGGUCCGGGGACUGGCCCAACCUUCCGUGGCAACAACCACAUAGUGACAUAUUCAGAAAUCUACAAAAGGUACGCACGGAAGCAGCAAAGUACAGUCGUAUGCCAGGACCUGAUGGUACGGAUUUUAUGAGGGUAACAGAAGACAGCCCGAUGGCUAAUGAAGUCUUCAGACUGGCAGUAUGUCUUCCUAAAGCGUGCACACCCAGGCAGUUCCUCGACACUGUGUUUAUCAACACCACUAGCGUGGGUUUACAACUCACGGAAGAGUAUUGCAGACUGAGGAAUGAUAAACCGUUUGCACCUGUUGAUUAUGCUGCUAUUUUGCUCACAUUCAACUCUGUGCCUGGAACUUUAGAGAGCCUGGAUGGAAUCAGAUCCAUAUCCAUGUUGUGGGUCAUCAUAUUCCACACUUAUGCUACCAAUGGGAAUACACACUUGUUUAACCGUCAAGAACUGUUCACGUGGAUGUAUUCAUUCUCGGCACUUUGGUUCGUGGCGUCUCCCAUUUCAGUGGACACCUUCUUCUUGCUGAGCGGACUGCUGAUUGUGUAUACCACUGUUGGGAAGAUAACUCCAAAGGGUCUCCUUAAAAACAUCCAUAUGUUCUAUCUUCACCGUUUAUUGCGGAUGUUUCCCAUUUUGGCCACCGCCGUGUUUCUCCAAGCGUCGUUGUUCAACCACCUCUCCGACGGGCCGGAGUGGCACAUCGUCGUUGAUAAAGUGGAACGGUGCAGGGCGUACUGGUGGGCCACCCUCACUUACGUGCAGAACUAUUUGGUGCAUGCACGGUGUAUUGGCCCUAGUUGGUACCUCGCUGUCGACAUGCAGCUGCAUAUACUCUCACCUUUCAUAUUAUUCUGGAUGCUCGGCAGAAAAAGAUCGGCAUGGAUUGCAUUAACUCUUGUCAUAUUGGUUGUCAUGGUGGUGUCGACAACGUAUAACUAUUUAAACAAGUUCCAGACCGCAUCGCGAUCGCAAGAAGAUGCCAUCCACUACCUACGGUACUACUAUCACAACACACUGACCAGAUGCUCGCCCUUCUUCGUUGGCAUGUUGUUUGGCUAUCUUCUUAAUAUGUAUAAAAGCAAACAAGUCCACAUGGCUAGAUGGUUUGUAGCAUUAUGCUGGUUCUGCGCCUUCGUGGUUUCCACUGGCAUCAUCUACUCCUCAUACCCCGUCCUGCAGAUGGACUGGGACAGCCCCUUCUGGGACGGCAUCAUCAACUCCUUCGCCAGGCCCGGGUGGGCUGUCUGUGUUGGCUGGGUGGUAUUUGCGUGUACACACGGUUAUGGAGGUCCUGUCAACUGGUUCCUGUCGCUCCGUAUGUGGAAGCUCCCCUCUCGGCUCUCCUACGCGAUGUACAUCUUCCACUAUUCCUUUAUGGUUGUUGUCAAUUCUACUUCUGUAUCGGUUGGCCACUUCUCCGUGGAACGCUUUUUCUACCGAUUCUUAGCUGACUUCGUGACGGCGUUUAUAGUCGCUUUUGUAGCGACAGUGCUGAUAGAUUAUCCUUUCGCUACGCUUGUAAAGAUGGCGAUAGGAGGAAGUAAGACUGGGAAGGCGACGGCGAAGACAAAAACAAGGAUGUGA
Molecule: messenger RNA, 1758 nt
Organism: Cydia fagiglandana
Lineage: Eukaryota; Metazoa; Arthropoda; Insecta; Lepidoptera; Tortricidae
Product: O-acyltransferase like protein-like
Exons: 11
Coding region: 1-1758 (585 amino acids)
Molecular function (GO): acyltransferase activity, transferring groups other than amino-acyl groups
Source: RefSeq, a predicted model, not a curated record